Tetranychus urticae (two-spotted spider mite) is the source of this 1189-nucleotide messenger RNA. RefSeq names its product ER membrane protein complex subunit 7 homolog. Gene Ontology annotation, molecular function: carbohydrate binding. The record is from RefSeq and is a predicted model, not a curated record. Gene Ontology annotation, cellular component: EMC complex. NCBI's taxonomy places the organism in Eukaryota, Metazoa, Arthropoda, Arachnida, Trombidiformes, Tetranychidae.
AUUUUCAUCGAAUGGCUUGGAACACGGCGCAAGCUUGUAAUAAAUGGCUAACUGGUCUUGCAUUUGAAAAUAUUAUUGUUUAUCGAAUUAUCAAUUCGAUUUGAAAUGAAUUUACAGUUUAAUAUUUAAUUUGUGUGUCAAAUGUAGUACCAAUUGAUUUGUGCAUCACCUCAUUUUGAUUUUAUUAUAAUUUGAAGUGACUCUGUGAAAAUCCCUGGACAUUGAUCUCAUUUUGUUGAAACCUUUGGUUCAGAAAUGCACUUAAUUAUUACUUUAAUAAUUUUGAUUAGUGCAAAGAUUUGCAGUACUCAAGAAGGCUCUAUCCAUGUUAGUGAACAAUCCACAAACACAAAAUCUACUGGUUUAUACACUAUUGAAGGAAAGAUUUUUCCACCUCCAAAUGUAUCUAUAACCCCGUCUUGGUUCACAUCUACCAGGAUAAUUGUAAACUAUGGCCAAUUCCUUGCUUUCAUGAGAAAGGAUGGCAGUUUUGAGAUAGGACAAGUACCUUCUGGAUCUUAUUUGGUUGAAGUCACUAAUCCAGAUUUUUUCUACAAGCCAACAAGGGUUGAUAUCAAUUCAAAAGGUAAAAUACGAGCUCGAAAAGUAAAUUACAUUCAAAGCUCAGCUGUUCAGCAAAUCAGUUAUCCAUUAAGAUAUCGACCUCAAUCUCCAUUCAAAUAUUUCCAAACAAGAGAAACUUGGAGAAUCACAGACUUCCUAUUCAAUCCAAUGGUAUUGAUGAUGGUUCUACCUUUGAUUUUGAUAAUGGUUUUACCCAAAAUGAUGAAUGUAGCUGAUGUUGAAACACAGCGUGAGAUACAAAAUAGACAAAUUCCUAAAUAUGAUGUCCCCGAAUUAUCUGAAAUGAUGACAAACUGGUUCAACAGUGGAGCUUCAAGUCUCAAUAAGCCUGAUUUGGCCGGCAUGAAGACCAAUAAAUUGACACGAAAAAGAUAGUUCAGUGAAUGAUAAUAUUUGGUUGAAUAUGAUUCAGUUUUCACAGCUAAAUUUAUUCACAAUCUUUAAUUAUAUCUUUCAUAACUCAAUCUGCCAUUUCUGAUGCCAAUAAUUUAUCCCAAUCAAUUUACAUGUAUUAUAUAACCCUUCAAGAUGUCUGUAAAAUUAAAGCAGCAAAAAUAUGUAAAAAGACUAGACAAUUAAAAACAAUCGUUUAUUACUCAUCAAA